AUGGCGUCAUGUCACUCUUCCAAACGCACUUCCAUAGACCAGGUAGCCAUUAACAGGAAGGCUGCUCCUUCAGAGAAGCCUGGUAUGAUGCUCAAAUUCAUACCAGUGGACCUAAAGGAAGAGUCCCACCAGGAUGCCAGUUUGCCUCCUCCCUGGCCUACAGGAUGUUCGCCCAUGCAGGACGGUGCUUUUCUUAUUCCCUAUACCCUCUUCUUAAUCAUUGCUGGAAUGCCCCUGUUCUAUAUGGAAUUAGCACUGGGACAAUAUAACCGAGAAGGGGCUGCCACUGUGUGGAAAAUCUGUCCAGUUUUCAAAGGUGUAGGCUAUGCAGUGAUACUCAUAGCUCUUUACGUGGGUUUCUACUACAACGUUAUCAUAGCUUGGUCUCUGUAUUAUCUAUUUUCAUCAUUCACAUUUGAGCUUCCCUGGACAAACUGCGACAACAGUUGGAACAGCCCAAACUGUACAGAUCCCAAACUCUUCAAUGCAUCAGUGCUUGGCAAUGGUACCAAAUACUCGAAAUACAAGCUCACUCCUGCAGCUGAAUUUUAUGAGCGAGGACUUCUGCACCUGCAUGAAAGCCGUGGAAUCCAUGACCUUGGUUUGCCUCGCUGGCAACUUUCCCUCUGCCUCUUGGUGGUGGUAAUCAUUCUAUUCUUUAGUCUGUGGAAAGGCGUGAAGACUUCAGGAAAGGUUGUUUGGAUAACGGCCACUUUGCCUUAUGUUGUAUUAUUUGUCUUGUUAAUACAUGGAAUAACCCUGCCUGGUGCAUACAAUGGAAUAAAUGCAUACCUGCACAUAGAUUUCAGAAGAUUAAAAGAAGCCACGGUAUGGAUUGAUGCAGCUACUCAGAUAUUUUACUCCUUAGGAGCCGGGUUUGGUGUUUUAAUUGCAUUUGCCAGUUACAAUAAAUUUGACAACAACUGUUACAGGGAUGCUUUGCUGACGAGUACCAUUAAUUGUGUCACAAGCUUCAUCUCAGGAUUUGCAAUUUUCUCCAUAUUGGGCUACAUGGCUCAUGAGCACAAAGUUAAAAUUGAGGAUGUAGCCACUGAAGGAGCCGGUUUAGUUUUCAUCCUGUAUCCAGAGGCAAUUUCAACUCUUUCAGGAUCUACAUUUUGGGCUGUAGUAUUCUUCAUCAUGCUCCUUACUCUUGGCAUCGACAGUUCGAUGGGCGGAAUGGAGGCUGUCAUCACUGGCUUGGCAGAUGAUUUCCAAAUUCUGAAGCAGCACAGAAAACUCUUCACCUUUGGUGUUUCUUUUGGCACCUUCCUAGUUGCUCUUUUUUGCAUCACCAAUGGUGGAAUUUAUGUGCUCACGCUUCUGGACACAUUUGCAGCUGGAACUUCGAUAUUGUUUGCUGUUCUAAUGGAGGCAAUUGGAGUCUCCUGGUUUUAUGGUGUGGACAGAUUCAGCGAAGAUAUCCAACAAAUGAUGGGCUUCAAGCCAGGCCUCUACUGGAGACUGUGCUGGAAAUUUGUUAGCCCUGCUUUUUUAUUGUUUGUCGUGAUAGUCAGUAUAAUAAAUUUCAAGCCUUUGACCUACGAUGACUACACCUUCCCUCUCUGGGCAAAUCGCAUUGGCUGGGGAAUAGCAUUAUCUUCAAUGAUACUUGUGCCUGCCUAUAUUAUCUAUAAAUUUAUGAGUGUGCGUGGGACCUUUAAAGAAAGACUAGCUUACUGCAUCACACCUGAAAAUGAGCACCAACUCGUGGCCCAAGGAAAUGUCAGGCAGUUUAAGCUUCAACACUGGCUAACAAUAUGACAACCAACAGGUUGAGGAAAAAGCCAGUAUGUUAAGUUAAAAUGGGAGUACAGAAAAGUCAAGUUCAAAGCUCCCUCGAUUAUGCUUGGACCAGGCUGGCUCAGAGCUUAUCUACUGACUCUUUGAAGGAAGACAUCUGCUCUCUGUUCUCAGUGCCUCCCUUCUAUUACUUGGCUUCAAACGAUCUUUAAAGACUCCAGUUAUUUUUUCAUAUAUCCUUUGGUGCCAUGAGAUCCCUACAUGACCAAAACUUGUGAGUUUUGCUACUGACAGAAGUGGAGGAAGGGG
Molecule: messenger RNA, 2052 nt
Organism: Opisthocomus hoazin
Lineage: Eukaryota; Metazoa; Chordata; Aves; Opisthocomiformes; Opisthocomidae
Source: RefSeq, a predicted model, not a curated record